AUGGAUGUCUCAGUUUCCGAGAAGAAGCUCUUCCAGUUUGGCGAGCCCGUGGCCCUCGAUCACGUGCUCAUGACACCAUCCGACGUCGAGGAGCCUCCUACCCGCAUGUACGCGGCGGCGGGAGACUUUUGGAGGAAAUGGUGUCCCCCUGGCCUAAGUGAAUCGCCUGUCUUGGGUCUCAAGAUUAGCCCGCUCAUCGAAACCACUGCCGACAGCGUGGUGGGGAACCGUUUGGCGGCCAUCGAAAAGCAGAUGAAGGCCCUACAGGAGAAACUGAACGAGGAGACCCAAGGCCGCCAGAACAUCCAGAGAAAGGUAAAUGCGCUCGAGAACGAGAACGUAACCCUCAAGAGGAAGGUCGAGGGGCUCGAGAACGAGAACGUAACCCUCAAGAGGAAGGGCGAAGGGCUCGAGAAGAGGGUCAAAGGGCUCGAGAACGAGAACGAAGGUCGAAGGGCUCGAGAAGAAGGUCGAGGGGCUCGAGAAGAAGGUGCGCUCGAGAAGAAGCUGAAAAAGACUAAGGCCGCCUUCAAGCAACUGAAGCGGGGAUGCAAUGGGGGACUCCAGGCGAUGGAGGAGACCCUCAACGAGUAG
This is a messenger RNA of Acanthamoeba castellanii str. Neff, 594 nucleotides long. RefSeq lists its product as uncharacterized. Bases 1 to 594 code for a protein of 197 amino acids. The record is from RefSeq and is a predicted model, not a curated record. Lineage: Eukaryota; Discosea; Longamoebia; Acanthamoebidae. The transcript has 4 exons.